AUGUCGCAAAACAGCCCGGAAGCUCUGGAAGCGCAGGCUAAGAAAGAAAGAGAUGAAACGCAAUUGCGUUUGUCGCUGUUCGUCUGUGCCGUUGUUGCAAUUACAUGGUUCCUGGGAGCUUAUGGAUUUUCCUUCGUAUGGGCAGGGUUUAUAAUACCAUUGAUAUUUACAGUAUGGUAUCGCAAAAAUUGCCGCAUUAUAGACGAUCGUGUCAGAGAAGCAGAAAUAAAAGUACACCGAAGAAAGGCCUUACGGGACGAGGAGACAGCCGAAUGGCUAAACUUUGUUUUGAACCGAUGGUAACUAUGAAACGAUUGUUAGCAGGUUUUUGUAGCUGAUGAUAUGGUAUGAUAUUACGUUUGCUAAUUAAGUUUUCCGAAGUUUAAAGACUGAGGUUUGCAGACAAAAAUUAGAGAAGGGAUUUAAAUCAGCUACUGCAUGACAAUGUUUACGUCGCAUCAUUUUGGAGGUCGCUUUGUUAUUUGGGUGGGUCAAACAGAUAUCUUUCAUAGAGAAAUCGCUCGAUUGCCGAAAAAACCGUUAACCGGCAGCUUUCAAAAGUAAAUUAUUUAUUUACUCUUUAAACCACUCGCAUAUCCUAGCAAAGCAAAUUUAACGCUUACAAAAGUAAAACUCGAUUGUUUUGCUUACAUGGCUUUUUUUAGAACAAAGAAUUGGCCAUUUGCUACUAAACCACCCAAACUUCAGAAUUAUUUUUUGUUUUUAUUCCACUGCACGAUAAUAAAAUCAAAAGUUAAUAUCUUUUUGCAAAAGGUUAGAUAUAGUUAAAGCGUUUUUGCGUUUCAACACUAAAGCUUUCAAAUACGCAACGCAGAAUAUUCGAAAGGUAAUACCUCUGCAUUAUUAAUAAACCAAAUGACUUUUUGCCAAGUUAGACUGAUGUUAACAGGUUCUUGCUCACGAUGGAAUUUCAUUAGUCAAUAAUGAAAGUAAUGAAGUUAAAAUGCUCAAGCAUAAUAUUCAGAUUGAUAGUUUUUAUCUACAACAUCUUAAGUAAUUUUAAACAUUGAAUGCGAAUCACUACAAAAAAAAAUAGAGACUGAUUCAACAAGCUGAUGCGACCUUCUCGUGGGUAAACAAUUGUUGAAAAGGUUUGCCACCACACUCUACACACUAUUAUUCUUGAGAGACUGGCGGAAGUUGGUAAAAAAUCAACAGAAGGUUAAAAGCGAGCCGGACUUAAAGAAAACAGUUGCAGACGUUUUUAGCCAAUAAGAACAAAUUAGAAAAGAACUGAAUGUAAUAUCUCAAUUAAAGAAAGUAAUCUUUCACAUACUGAUGGCCUGAAGAUUCUUGUAAAAAGUUUCAAACAGUGAAUUUCAAGCUUUGUUCGCAAAUAGGUCAUCUUAGAUCAUGCAUAUGAAGUACUUAUCCAGAUUAAAUGUUCUCGUGUUGUUUCAAGGUGGAAUUUCAGUGAAGUCUCCCUUUGCAACCUUGUACGCUCCAGUUUGAAUCCUGUUUUGGAGUAUAGCAAACCAUCGUUUAUAGGUGAGGCACAAGCACAAUCAGGUAUCUAUCAACAAGUUUUGACUUAAUUUCAAUUCGAUGAGGGUGAUAGAAGUUACACAUAGGCCAAUAUCUCGUAGUUACAAGGCUUCGGCAAAUAUCCUAAGUAUAGUUUUCAGUGGGUAAAAAGGUAACAAGGGUCAUUUUUUUUCUAUUUAAUUAUCUCAGAAUGGUAAAGUAUGUGAUCGGACUUGAGUAGAGGUGAGAUCCAACGAAAGGAAAUGAUUCUACGCGCUAUAUGAGAUUGAACGAUCGAAUAGAAUCUGCGUAGAAGCAAAGUAUUUAACAGAUUUGGGGGAAAGUGGUGGGUUUCAUUCAGGAGAGUUUUGAAAUCUAAAUAUACCUUUCUUGGCAUUGCAGAUGAUAGUAUGCGUUGUUGUUGUAUGGGGUGAGGUUUCCCUGAUCCUUGUUUUAGCAGUUGAGAAUUCGCUUAUUUCACCAUUAGAAUUUCCAGAGUCCUGUGGUUUCAAGCACGAACUGAGAGGACUUAUUCGAGUAAAUGUUUUCCUGCAACAACUGUGUCUUGACUUUUUUCAUCCUUGUUCAAUUUUAAUGUUCCUUCUCAUUUCAGAGACUAUGGAACUAACAGAGUUCAGUUUUGGAAAGAAGACACCGUGUCUGAAAUAUGUAAAAGUGUUUGAGAAUAUUGACGAGAACGACUCUCCGGAUAUCCCUGCCUCGGAAUCAACAGCGUUCAACCCACCGAAAGACCUGGCAACAAGGCAGAGACAUCUAUUAGUUCUUGUUAUGGAUCUGUGCUUACACGCACCUGACACAAAAAUCGCUAUAAAAGUGAGAUUGGGUGGAAAAAUGUGAGUAUAACCCGCCAGAAUGAAAUCAAAAUGGACUCUAGCUAAUCACAAAAAAUCUUCAUCCGCUGUCCCCUAGUCAGAUUGGAAUUUUUAUUUUUUGUUGGGGUCGAGGGGGGAACCUUCGCGGUAAUCGUCUUCAGGGAUCCUGAACUGAUAACACAGACUUUGUUCAGAAAGAAAAACUUAUCCUAUAGCCUAUAGGAUGGUGGGUCCCAAGCUGAAAUGUGUGAGCCAAGUAAUACUGAGUCGCAAGAGAAAUUGCAUUUAGUUAAAGAUACGCUGUUUUAUGGUCGAAAUAACGAGAGGACGAGGGUCCGUAUCUUGAACAUUCCUACUCCUACAUCAGUACCAGAAAAUAAUCUGGGACAUUCGUCCAAGUGAUGUAGGCUACAUUUGAAACGAUAGAAGUCCAUUCAUUGAAAUGAUGGCUCUACAGGCAACAACAGUAAAUAGACCUUGUAAACAUUGCUAUGCGCUUAUUAACCAAUUUAAGACCCCAGCAAAUGACAGUGGUAAAGAAUUUCCUAGAUGAAUUCCAUUCCAAUAAAAUUUUUUCCCUAUAUAUGUUUUUUUUUGUCCCAGGGUUGGUGCAGAUGUUGAUGUCAGUAUCGAGGACUUGUCGUUGUCUGGUCGUGUUCAGAUUGUGUUUGAGAUGGAUCACCUUGUACCAUUUCCACACAUGAAAGCUGUCUCGGUGACUUUCCUUGAAAAGUAAGAAGAAAAGUCUUCACGGCCGUAUCCAAUUCAUCUAAACUGCUUGAUGUGAACUUUUGACAAGUGUUAUGGUUGCUAUACGGUCUCGCACAUUUAAUUUCCUGAUCUUCAUCUGUUUGCCUUUGUCUUCUGCACAAGAAUCUGCCAGACCGAACGAGUAGAUUGUUCCUGAUGACAGGAGCAAUAUAUUACGUUAUAUUGGAGAAGUACAUGCACAAGCCAACAAACCAUGUGAUUUUCGUCUUCCUCACUAAAAGCUAAACGUACUUCUCUCUGCGAUUUGUGUACCCAACAUCUAAGAAAUUAUCUCCGAUGUGCUAACAAUUCGACAGUGGAAGCCGCCAUUGUGGAAAACAAUUCUGUAAUCGCCUGGUGCCUGAUUAUUGCUAGUAAAAUGAUCAAAAGUAGACGGCCAGGCUGCGUGACUAGAUCCAAAAUGGCGGCCUCCACAGUCGAAUUCUUUGCACGUUUGAAGACAGCUUUCCAAAAGGUAGCUAUUGUUAACUCUUUGCACUCUCAAAAUAAGAUCAUUGUCCGCCAUUAUCUCAUAAAUGCUCUUCAAAAGUUGAACGAAAAAUGACAUGGUUUCUGGAAAUUGUCAUUCUUUAACGACAAAGAUGGAUUGAAGUUCAAAUGUAUGAACUGAUUACGUGAAGCUAUUCGUUUUUACACUAAAAGGCUUACUUGUAUUGAAGAGCGUUUCAAUUUUUUUCAUAGACCAGAUGUUGACUUUGAUGUUCGAUUGAUGCGCGCAGUACAAGUGAUGGAUAUCCCCAUGCUGAAAGAUUUCAUCAAUGCCCUCGUUAUGGACAGUUUGACUUACGGUAAUAUUCAAUUGUCGCGGUCUCACUAUUUGAAUAAGCUAGUCUAUCGAGAAAAAAAGUCGAGAAGGUCUGAAGUUUGAAUCCUCUCUUGGCAUUCAGAUUUUUUUUGUUUGUUCUAAGCUCGUGAAAAAAGCAUCUUUCUUUGCAUGGAGGGAUAACGUUCAAGCAUAAUUUAAAUAUUUUCCACGGAAGGGAUUUAUCUCUAAGUUAAUUACUGCAUAUGAAAGUGGCUGAAAAGUUUUAGAUGCAAACGAGCCUUUUUUAAUUUCUCGGGCAUUUUUACUGUUCUGUAGCACUGGUUGAUCCUGGAAGAAUCGAAGUUCCUCUUCAUGGUGUUGAUCCCGAUGAACUCCUCAGCGCAGCCAAGAAGUCAACUUACGGUGAGGUCCCGCGGCAGUCAAUAAGAUGGCUGCCAGCGAAAGUUUUGAUUUUGCGAAAGCAACGCCGCAGACGGUCCACCAUGGUGUGACUUGAAAUACUUCAAUUUAUGAUAUGCAUAUGAUUCAAAUUUUGCAAACAUCGGAAAUGGACACAUUACAAAAACAAAACUGUAAAGUAAUUUUCAAACUGACUUUUUUCCCCAUGAAAUAACGGUUUGUUGUACUUGAAGAAACCGGUUCAGUAGUUAGUUGGUUACUAAUUAGGCCACUUUGUUUUAGCACCAUUUUUCUGUUGGAAAUUAGUGCUGUUUUUGUGAUAAUCUUUCAGCUGAUGGACUAUUAACAGUCACAUUGAAGGGUGGAAUGCCUCAAAAAUAUACAGGUAAAUGAUAUCAUGGAAGCUCUAAAUUUAUUUUUGUUACAGUGUGACAAAAUGAAGUUUGGAGCCUCUUACCAAUAUGGACCCUUUCUAAAACAUGACGAUGGAAAUGAAUUCAAUCGAUCAAAUUAAUUUUAAAUGCAAUUACACAAAAAAAAUGGAUUUAAAAACUUGCAGAGAAAACACUGUCAUGGUUUUAGUUUUCCUUUUUGGAACGCGCGGAAGACACAGAACAAGUGGAAGGAAAUAAAAAUCAGAAAUAAUCAUGUGAACCUCAAGCAAACAAUAAUACAACAAAGUUUCUAAACUUAAACGUAAACAAUCCGUCUCGUCGCUUGAAGAAGACAAACAGCAGUUUUAACGCAUUUACGGCUGAAAAGUUGCGAUCCACAUUGCUAGUCACUGGUUACAAAGUUUCUAUUUCUUUUCAUGGGAUAAGAUAACCAUGAAUAACGAUAAAAAGUUCUGGUUUUUUUGUUUUGUUUUGUCUUAAUUGUAUUUGUCACCCUUCGGUUUCCCCAGCACUUUUAUUUUCUUCCUUUCUUUUCUCUUUUGCACUAAAACUUGAUUAUUUUUCCAGACGAUCAGAUUUGGACGUCACUUCAAGUUGGUAACCUUGAUGAGAAAAAUACUGAGAAGAUUCAGGGUGGAACCACAUUCGAAGAGUCAAUAUCCCUACUUAUCUAUGACCUUGCGAAUGAUAAGGUAUUUGAUAAACUGCAGACAGUUCAUUCCCGUCUACAAACUGGCUUUUGGAAUGUUGAGCUUCAAAACGUGAUUUUUUUCCUUUACCUGGAAGAAAAAUAUCAAGAGUAUUGGUUUUUGUCAGAUCUUCUGAAGUUAAGUUCGAUUAAAGUCUUACCUUCUCAGACUUUCAUCUCUGAAGGAUGGCCAAGUUUGUUUUUUGCUCACGCUCAAACGUCAGCACCAGGGGUUUCAAUAACUUUUUCCGUGAGUAGCCGCCGAUGCAUGAUCCUCGUAAAGCACUCUACUUUAAACAAUAAAUUCCUUUAAAUAGACGUCAAAUCGUUUUCCUAUGGAUAUAAGACUUUUACUAUUGUUCCUCGUUUUCUGUUAACAACAGCUUAAUAUUGAAGUACGCGGCAAGAGGACUUUUGGAACUAAAUAUUCGAUUGCAAAAUACAAGAUGUACUUAGGCAGCCUCGGACUGGAAAAGAAGAAGAAAGUGUAAGUGUUUUUCUUAAAAAAUUAGUAUUAAAAUGAGCUUUAACUGAAUGCCCACUAUUUUAAACAAAAACACAAAACUUUUAAUGGCUGCUAUUCAUAAAGUUAAAAACAAAAAAGGCCUUCCUCUUUAAACAUACCCUCACGAAUUUGAUCUCUUUGUGUAAAAUUUAAGACCUGUGUAUUUAAGAAAAGUUGUCAAACAGGUCAUUACCUAAAAUAGAAUGAGGGACUGGCUGACGUGAGAAUCCAAAACGAUGAAAAAACAGGGCAACACGGAAACAGAUCGAUAGAUAAUGCAUCUUAUCGGCAUCUUUAAAAUUCUGCUGCUCUUCUUUUUCCCUUUACAGUGACACAACUUUGAGUAAGGAAGGAAUAAAAGGAUCCAAGUUGGAAGUCACUCUGGAGUACACUCAGUUGAAGCCUUAUGAAGUCAGCAGUCGCACAGAUGAACAGGAAUUCCUUGAGAAAUACCACAAACCUACUGAAGAAAGUCCUGGUAAAAACGGAGUUUUAUAAUGUCUUUUCUUGCUUAAAAUUGAUUCAAAGAGUGCUACUUCAGAGACUUCGCCCCUUCUCCUACUCCCCUCCCCCCCCCCUUCAAAAAAGAAAAACUUUUUAUUCUGAAUGGAAUUUCUCGUAAAUUAUUUUACAAACAAUCCCGAUAGCAAAAAUCCCUGGACGAUUCUUGAUCGACAUUUUUUCACCCCCGCCACUUGUUACUUCUUUGAAAUCCGACUCAAAGCACACCCCUUAGCAGAUACCGAUAACUUUCAGCCUUUUUGUUAUUCUAAUCUGUCAAAUUAGUCACAGCCUAUCGUUUCCUAUGUGGGGCGUGUGGAAUGCACCUUUACGCGUGUAAUUCAUUUAAAAUGCUUUCGUGGCUUCGGCAGUUUAAGUUUAAGGUUGCAUCCAAUGCCAAACAACCGUAUACCGGCCGAAUAGUGCGCACUUUUGCUGAAGAAAAAAUUGGAAAGAACCCCAAGUUACUUGAGGACUACAAAGCCUUCGUCGAGGACAUCGUCGUAAAGAGAUACAUACGAAGACCCCCUCCUUAUCAAAGGGAAUCAGUCUGCGAAGUCAAGACGUGGUACAUUCCCCACCGUGGGGUUUAUCAUCCACACAGGCCAGGUAAAAUAUGUGUGGUCUUUGACUGUGCAGCGAGGUAUAGGGGAAAGUCGGUCAAUGAUCUGGUAUUCAAAGGACCAGACAUCACCAAUUUUCUUUUGGAAGUCCUCUUACAAGAUUUCGCUGGGAACAUGUGGCAGUUAUGGCGGACAUCGAGUCAAUGUUCCACCACGUUAGAGUGCCUGACCCUGACAGUCUUCAUUUCUCCGGUUUCUGUGGUGGCCAAGUGGCAACUUAUCAUGCGCAUUGGGAGAAUAUCAGAUGAUAGUUCAUCUGUUUGGCGCUGUAUCGUCUCCUGCCUGUUCAAAUUUUGAACAGAGUAUUCCUUAGAAAAAACGUGCUUCAGGAAUCAAAAAGCUAGACCUUCAGAAGGAUGAGUUAUCAAUUAAUUGAACGCGCACUUGGUGUUCACCGGAUGGUAGAGACCGGUAGAGACCGGCAGAGACCAACGGAUUUGGUUUCGGAGGCCUCUGAAAUCGGUUAUACGUCGGUCUCGUAACUGCCUCUGGUUGAUAACAACUACAGAAUUUAUUGUGCCAUCCUCCAAGGGAAGUCACGUCUCGUUCCUCUUAAACAAGUCACUGUUCCUCGUUUGGAGCUUUCAGACGCAAAUGUCCCGGUCCGGUUGGAUAAAGUUCUGAAGAGAGCGCUUGAGCUGCCAUUGACCGAGGAGUAUUCUGCACGGAUAGCGCGUCAGUGUCACAUUACGUAAAAAACAAGAACAAGCCAUUCCACAUGUUUGCUGCCAAUCGCAUUGCAAUAACACAAGACGGUACUGAUCCAGACCAGUGGAGACAUAUGAAUGGCGACCUCUCAUGUUGGUUAUUAGCAAAAGCUCUUCUUGCUAGCGAACGAUGGACAAAAGGGCCGGAAUUUCUCUGGAAGCCGAACAAGUUGUAGCCUUAGGGGCCUACGUCCUUAGGCAGCAUUCCAGACACAGAUCCAGAGAUGAAGGUGGACGCGAGUGCCUGCAUCGCAUCGAUGACUGAGCCCCCUUGGCCACUAAUAGAGUACUUUAAACGUACGUCUUCCUGAUAGCGUCUUAAGAAAUCAGUUGCUUGACUCCUACGGUAUUAUGAGAAUUUUCGAAUGGCCAGCAAAGACAAAAAAUCAGCAAAGACAGUCCCAGAAAUCCACUUACAGCGUGGUACCGUUAAUGAAAUGGAGACUGCAGAGUUAUAAAUCUUGAAGUGUGUUUAUUUGCAUCAUGUUCUGAGGAGUUCAACUCAAUAACCAAGUCGGUCAGCGUAGUGCGUGUUGAGAAAGGUAGCUGUGUUUCGAAGUCUGGACCCAAUUCUGGUCGAUGGCCUGUUGCGUGUGGGCGGGAAGAUUGAGCUUGGUGUCAGUACCAUUUAAUGCUAAGGAUCAGAUCAUCCUGCCAAAAACCGAUCAUGUACCUAAGCUGAGGCUAUUCGCGCGGUGCACAUCGAAGUCGCGUUCAGUUUGGACACCGAUUUCUUCCUGUUGGCGUUGAGAAGAUUCAUAGCAAGGAGAGGCCAGGUUAAGGAUAUCUAUUCAGAUAACGGUACCAACUUUGCAAGCGACGAGAAAGAGCUCCGCCAAUCCACCAAUGCUUGGAAUCAGGCGAAAAUUCACGAAGAUUUGAUGCAAAGAAAUAUCAAGUGAUCCUUUAAUCUGCCUUUCGGUUCCCAUUACGGCGGCGUUUGGGAACGUUGCAUUCGCCUAACUCGAAAGGUGCUUCACGCAAUUCUCAAAGAGCAGAUGAUGAAGGCCUGGUUACCUUAAUGUACGAGGUAGAGAGCAUUAUGAACAGCCGUCCAAUCACAAUAGUUUCAAGCGACCCGCGAGAUCCGGAGCUCUUGACGCCUAAUCAUUUGUUGCCGUUACGCUCUGUGCCUACAAUGCCCACGGGUUAUUUAGAAAAGACGACUUACUGUCACGUCGCCGAUGGAGAGUGCCCUGCAGAUAUCUUCUGGAAACGGUGGUCCAAGGAGUAUCUCCUUUUGCUUAUAAGCAAGCUGAGGGGCUUUCCACCGAGAAGAAACUUAGCCAUUGGAGACGUCGUCUUGGUUUCUAUGGAGAAUUCGCACUGCAAUUCGUGGCCCAUGAAAGAGUUAUUGACAUUCUUCCUGACAAGAAAGGAUUCGCUCUUCGUGCAAUGGUGAACGUCAAGUCAGCUGUUCUUGAGAGACCGAUUGGCAAGCUUUUUCUUCUUGUUAAAGGCGAAAAAUCUAGAAGCACGGAACAUUAAGGCGACCCAGUUCAAGUUUAACGUGCCAUCACCAGAUUACAGACAUUAACUAUCUUAAGGAGACGCUGCUUUUGAAUGAACACAUAGUUGAAACGGUUCGCGUUGUUACGUCUUAUUUCUUCUUCCCUUUUUUUUUCAUCAAGACAGUAUUUUCAAUUGUAUACAGUCCUUAGAUCUUGUAUUGUAUUAUGAGUGUUUCGCCCUUUCGCACUUCGGGGCUGGUGUAAGAUCGUUAGCGCCUAUACAUUUAGUUAGCCUUUGUUUCCUGGCUUGUGGAAUGCGCUUAUACACGUAUAAUUUAUUCAAAAUGCUUUCGCGGCUUCAGCAGUUUAAGUUUCGUAGUUUUGGCAGGACCGUUAUUCAAUUCGUUUUAGUUUACUUGGAAACACAACAGCAGUAUACAGUAAAGUUUAUGUAGCCAUUUCCAGGGCCGUAUCAAAUGUAAGUGUCAUUUUUUGGCGAUCGUCUAUUUAGGUUUUGUGUCGCUUUCGGCUUGGGUUUUCUUUACCGUAGCGUUGGUUCAUAUGUAUAUUUCUUUCAGUUUUAACCUCACGUUACGCUGAGGUAUCACUCUACCGCAAUUUAAUAAAGAUUAAAUGCGUGUUCAAAUGCCAUUCCUGGUGUCGGCAUCGAAUCCGUUGUGUUGGUAGUUAUAGUCACUGACAUCAGUCCUCAUCAGCUUUACACUCUUAUGCGUCGUACCAUACUGCUGGCGAUCAUUACCUGAGUAUUCUAGACUUCGCUGGAAAGGAGAAAUGCGGGCUGAAUUUUUUCUGCAAAAAGGGCCUUUAUCUAACCUCUUGCAGUAUGGCAGUAUCACACAUCCCAAUGAAACGUCCAGUGGGUUUGCUUCCUUGUAUUGUUAAUCUUUACAUAAUUUUACCGACAGUUUAAUUUGCUUGUUUGCAUGUUCCAGUGUCCGGUCUUCUUCUCGUGGUCGUUCAUGGCGGUGAGAAGCUAUUGUCGAUGGAUGAUGACGGGUUCAGUGAUCCCUAUUGCAUUAUAACAGCUGAUAGAGAAAAGGUGCGUUACAUUAUGAGCACAGAGUGCACUGAUUAUCUGUUUUAAAAACGCUUUGUGAUGACAGUACAUAUCAUUGUAUUUUUCUAGAUAAGAACCACUCCUCACGUCUCGGGAUCUGUCAAUCCUGUGUGGGAAUCUGUGGUGGAAUUCCCCGUCAAAGACUUUACAAAGGUGAGAAGAAUGCCAUUAGAUAUCUGACAGUGAAUAAUUAAGGUUACAAAAGGUAUUUUCAUUCCACCUCUAUGGGAUGUAAUGGCAUCGAGCCCGGGUUGUUCGUUGACAGCACCUUAACAGCUUGCUGGUGCCCACAAUACUCCUGAGCAGAGGGAGACGCUGGGAGAGGUAGUGUCCUAAAUCACAUCACACGGUCAGGCUCGUUUCCAGUCACCUCGAUCCUACUUUCUGCCCUGUAACAAUGGGCUACCGCCUACUCUAAAGCAACGAAAAAGAACCAAGUGAGAAUCAAGUGGGAAUCAAGUGAAACAAGUUCAGCUAUAAACAUAAACCGUUUUUUAUUUUUCCCCAGACCAAUGUUUCCUUUCUGGUGUAUGACCGUGACGUGAACUGGCAGGGUCAAUCCGAUGACUUUAUGGGAUCCUGUAACCUGCAAAUGACUUUGGUAUGUUAUAUUUUGCCUGUGCUUGGUUUAAGGAGUCUUUCUAACAAAGCGUAAAUAAAAAAAAUUACUCCUUUAACUAGACCACGGGGAGAAAAAAGAAUACUUCAUUAUGCGCCAAUUGACUUUUAAAUGAAUGGCUAAUUAAACCGGUAAGCUAACUAAAAGUAAUAUAAACUAACACCGGAAAUGCUCCUUUUACGUUGCAGGAUGAGCCUGCAAUCAUCAAACGAAAGUUAGAGUUAAAGUAUAAAGUGUUUGGAAAGAAGAGAUCAGAUGACUCUAUCAUGAAGGCAGGCUCACUUACAGUUUCAGCGGUGUUUCAACCCAUCGAGUCGGUCACCAAAUCAGGUAAACGAGUUAUAUAGUUUGACUGCUCUUUCGAUAUUUCAACUAUAUUUGUUUGGAGUUCAUUCCUUAAAAUUUACACUUGCAUUUGUGAUGAUUACACAAUUUGUACUAAAAGAGUGUGAAGUUAGUUCGUAAUAAACUUUUGCUCGGUUAACCCUGGUGACUUCUAUCAUGUGGCGUUACCUUUUCUUUCCCGUAAUCACAAGAGAUUGUAAGGUCCCAAAAGACUGAGGUGAAUCCAAGAAUUUCAGAUAUGGGCUUCACAAUAACAUUUUCCUUUUAUUUUGUGAUAAACAACAACAACAACGACAGAAAACACCUCAGUGGCAUAGACAAAUCCUGACCACAGAAGCUCCAUCUUCAAAACUACUUCAUCAAAUUUCAUUAACUUUAUUAUUUUUCGUGUUCUCCAGAGAAAGAACCUGUAGCAGGUGGCUUAGUGGAGGGUGAAGAUAUCGAUGAUAUAAAUGUAAGUUUGGCGGCUUUUAAGUUCACGAGAUAGUCAUAAAAUAAUGACAUGCAGCCCUGACUUUCUUCAUAGACAAUCUUUGUAAAAGGAUAUUUAUAUUUAUUAGGUAAAUAGUUAGAAAGUACUUUAAAAAUCUUAGAGACCAUGUGUCAGAGGUGAAUUUAACAGCUCUCGUUUGCUUUAAAUGUAGAUAUGCAUGUUAUCAAUACUUCUUUUUUUUCACAGGAACACGCCAAAAAACACACCAUGAAGAGCAGUAUGAAGAUCAAAAGACAAGUUGAGGAAAUGAUGUUGAUCAAAGGUAGCUUAAAAAGAUUAUUGAAUUUAAAGGAGAAGCAUUCCCUAGAGAAAGACAAUUCCUUAGUCGCCACCAUGAACACACCUCAAUAACCAUGCUGCACACGUAUGAUAUCCCAAACCUAGCCUGUAUUGAUGGGGACUGUAGCCACAUAUCUAAUUUAUUUUAACCAUCAGAAGCGAACGAAUCGAUACAUAACUGAGCGAAAAGAAGUGAAGCAGUGAAAGAUGAUUGUCACUGAAAGAAGCUGCUAACGAAGUAAAAAAUUCUAAAAUAUGCAAAAUAAAAUCUAACAUAUGAAACAAAAUAAGCACUCAGUAUUAAACUAAUUGACAAAAAGCUACCGGAACGCUGAAACUAAACUAACCCAAAACCCGAAAAGCACAAAAAAAGAAAUUUACAUAAUCCUGGCAGUUUUAAUACAGAUUUUUCUCCUUUCUGUUUCUCAGAGCUUGGAGUUCUAGUGAUAACACUUCUCCAGGGUAAAGAAAUGGUUGCCAUGGACAGUAAUGGCCUUAGUGAUCCGUUCUGUGUGGUGCGCGUUAACAAUGCGAAGAAGUUCAAAACCAACGUGGCGUAUGAAACUCUGUCCCCGGUGUGGAACGAAUCCGUCUCCAUAGCCAUGCCACAAGAAGGAGACAAGAUUUCUUUCGUAAGUUCAUCUCUUUACAUUGGCGAUGGUUGCAAAGAAGUUUCUUCAACAUGACUUUUGCGAGGUCUCAGUUAUCAAAGUAAGAUGGAAUGUUUAGACAUAGGGUUCUGUUUACAGUGCUUGGGAAGUUGCAACUGAUAGAAAAGAAGACAGGCAAACAGAAGGAUUGGGCUGCAACGAGCAAGGGAAAGAGGUUAUUGGGGGCUUUGCUAUACAUUGUGAAGAUGUAGAGAGAUUCCAAGAGCUUUCUUCUUGAAUUUUUUUUCAGGAUGUCUUUGACAAAGAUGUUUUUCAGAAUGACUUCAUGGGAUCAGUUCCAUUGACUGUCGAUGACGUAAAAGAAGCUGCUAAGGUUCAUUUCUUUCUUCAAUUCAUCCUUUUUUCUAAAUACUUAAAAAAAAAGAAAAAAAUCAGGAAUUGAUUCAAUUUAAACUGAAACGAAAAAGUAGACUCCCUUAGCUUAUUUGCUUGAUUGGUCUCAAAAUUCUCGCUCUAUAUUUUCCACGCUUCUCGCCCAAUCAGCUGUUCUCUUUUCUGGCAUUUCUCUAUCCCAUGAUAUUUGUAAUUUAUAAUUCUCAUCAUUUGAUAGAAAAGAGAACCUCAGUGGUUUAAGCUUCAAGAGGCUGACUCAGGAGAAAUUCAACUUCAAUUCAAAAUUUCUCGGCCGGGCGAGCAGGUAAUUUUUAUAGUUCUUUAAAAAAAAAUUGUUGCUAGAAAUGUGAAGAGUUUACGCUUUCUUUUCCUUUUUUUUUUUUCUUUUUUUUUCAACUAAUGUGUUUGAUCUAAUUAGGAAGAGGCUGAGAAAGCGGGGGAAAUGCCGUCACAGCCGGGAGAAAGCGGAAAUGACUCGGGCAUCAGUGAUACUGGGGAACAGCCUGAGGCACCGAAAGACGUAUUUGAUCUUACACUGAACAAGAUGGACGGUACUGGGUUGAUUCUGACUUUUGCUGCCGUUAGAUAAUAUUUGAUAAAUAGAAAAAAAGAUUUGUUUCCUAAAACAUAGGAUGUUUUAACAUUGCUCCUUCAAGCAGUGUGCUCAACGUUAGACAAACACGAAUUCAGUCUAUGGCUUGACUCAAUAGCAACUUCUCUAUUACCCAGGUCCAUGGUAAAAUAUCAAACCAGCCAAAAAAUUCGCACUGUUUCAUUUUAUUCAUUUUAUGUGUUAUUUCUUGCAGAGUACGUAGAAAGUCGGAUUCCACCUUUGUUUUAUAGCGUGUCAGGAGAAAUCAUUCAAGCUUCAGAAAUAACAGGUAAUGAGCAUAGCGUAAUGAACUGGCCUUGACCGAAGGAGACCAAAAGUGAUCAUGCUGCGAUGAGUUUCAGUUUUAAUCCUGACUGAUUGAAAAAGUAUCACGAGAUUUAUAGAACAUUCAGAUAGCCCAGCUAACAAUUAAAGCAGUCCGCAAUCCCGGAUUAUUUCGACACUGUCUCUAGGGCCACUUUCAAGGCUAUUUUAGCACAUUUCAAACAAUAAAAAAGAAAAGAUUCCACAGAAAUUACAUUUUGUUCAAAAACUCCUACCUCUUUGGAGUGGAUAACAAGUGUCAAAGAAAGUUUUGGUGGUAAGCAAGAGAAUUGUUGCAUUUUCACGGGAGAGCGACUCCGUGUGUAACUUUUUUUACAUUUUGCGUACCUUUGCUAGGUUGGGGUACAUUCCAGAUUAGAGCACGGGUUGAGAUGUGAGUACGCGACAUCAGUGUGUUAUAAUGUGUAAUGGCGAAACAUUAACCUACAAAGAGACUUUACUCAGCUGAAAUAGUGAUUCAGAAAGGGAAACGUUGCCUGGUUAAUACCCACUGAGGGAUCAAACAAUACGAAUUCUGGGAUUCCUAACACUAGCAUCAAAGAAACUAUAUAGAAAUCAUUUGGAAGAAUUUUUCUUUCAAGUUUGAGUGGAAAGUCUUACCAUUCUUGAUUGUAAAGUGCAGGUAAGCUGUGGUAAGCCAUGAGCGUUCUUCAUUAAAACUGCGCAGUCAAGAUGAAUUCCAGCUUCGUCAGGAAGUUCUUUCUCUCCUUAAACACAUCCAAGAUCUGUAUCCCAGAUUACAGUUCAACGCCAACCUAGCCCAUAACUUAUUUUAAAACAAAUUGCAUUUUUUUAUCUUCUCUCAGUCCUCGUCAUGGCCGUAAAAGCAGUGUCAAGUAUGAAUACAUUUCAAUGUGCACCACUCCCCAACUUGCUCCUGAGAGUGGAAUGGCAAAAUGGAAUUAUAUCUUCCAAGUAAGACUAACUUAAGAUUGUCUCUUAAUUCGAGGAACCCUCAACACAUCGAGGCACAUCGGCCAAACCUUGCGCUCGGGCAAAUGGCUCCUUUUGGUCGGCGGGUAGCAAUUACUUGCCCAAAAUUUCAAAGGGAAAUACAAGGAAUAAGCGGUGCCUCCCAAAAUUUAGGGGAAAAACUCAAAGAAUAGAAAGGAUUGACAAGGCUUAUCCGCAAUCACUCGUUUCAAAAGUGCUAUUGUUGAGAGAAAAUAUUUCCCUUCUGUAUUGAUUAGCUAGAUUGUGCCUUGCCAACUAAUGCGCCUUACUUUUAAGGCUCCUUUAAACUGCUCAAAGUUUCAGUCGAAUUUUUUCCUAGGAGCGCACGGACGGGAGAAGAAGUUUCGUACAGAAUGAAACACGUCAUGUCCUACGUUUUUUAUUCAUAUCAGGGAAGGAGCGGAAAAAUUUCUUGUCGGAUUAAACAAUCCAAUUGGGAAAAUUUGGACAGAUCAGUCUGGAUUUGCUUCAUAUCAAGGUAGUUCCCUUAUAUAACAUUUUUCUAAUAUAGACCGCGGGAGGAACAGCCAUAUCAAAUGAAGCAGGAUUGGUUUUUGAACUGAGAGACGCCAAGAAAAAAGUGGAGGGGAAAGCUAGGAUCUCGAUGCAGGACUUCUUCAAAGGUAAUCACAUGUUCAAUCCAAUAAUCUUUUUUUGCUUUGCGUUGUGUUGGCAAGCUUCUACUUUUUAUAAUUUGUUUGUUUUCUUGAAUUGUUGGUUUGUAAAAUAUGCUCAAUAUGUUAUUCGGUUAUCUGUUGAUGUACAGAGGUUUAGCCCUUUAACCCCUAAGAGUGAUUACUAACUAUUUUCCCUAUCAGUAUCACCCCUAAAAUAAACAUUGAGGUCAUGAGAAUAAAGGAAAUGAUCACCAAAUAAAGACGCUUCCGAUUGUUAAACAAAUUCUCUUUGUCAGUACCAUAGGAAAUGUAUAGAGAGCAGUAUGGAGAAAAUGUAUACUGAUGCUAGGGUGUAAAGGAUUAAAGAACUACGUGUAUGAGUAUUUUCAAUUAAAGGGAGCUUAAGACAGCAUACACCAUGAAUAUCCAGGGAUACUGAACCAGAUGCUUUUUUAAAAAGUAAUUAAUUAUCUGGUCUAUGAUUAUGUAGUCUAAACGGUUUCCCUUUCUUCUCUUAACGGCAAUCUGUUGAAAGUAAUUUCGCGAAAAGACACUUUAAAAGGCCUAAGAAGGCAAAAAAAUACCACUCAAUGAAGAUUUCAUUUUACCUUUUUAAGAUAAUCAGACCGCGAUGUGAUUCAGAUAUGCAAUUUUCAGGGCCGGGUUGUUCAAAGCUGGGUUAAGUUAACCCAGGAUUAGUGUGAAAUUUGAUUCAUUUUCUUUCUUUUUGUCCACAAUUUGAUGAUUAGAUGAUCUAAAAAGAACAAGGAAAAUGAUCCCAUAAAAGGCUCUUGGGUAAAGAAAUGAAAAAACAUGAAUUAAAAAUUUAACCCCGGGUUGGUGCUAAUCGGCCUUUGAACAACUGGGCCCAGAGCUUUAUUCAUAUCCCUCAGAGAUUCUGUUUGUAUCAUGUCAGCAAUUAUCAACCACAGACACAUAUGUGGUCUGCCUGUGUAUAGACAAGGGAAAAAUAAUGGGACCAUUAUCUUCUCUCGCUGUGGAGUAUGUUAGCUUCUUCUAGUGGCCGGAAGACUUUCAAAAAAAAAGAACAAUAUGGCAAUGUUUCAGACACCUAACCGGAAGAAACUUAUCUAUAAUUUUCUCCUCACUAGAAGGAAAUAAGCUUUAAUUAAGUGCGGCUGCAUUUAUGAUUGUUCUCUUUCACCAGAUUUAUUUGUCAAGAGGGAAAGAUCAAACACUGGCAGCGGAUCUGAAGGUGAUGAUAUAUAAGCCACUCUAAUAAAGUGCGGUACCACCGCCAGUAUUUUUCUUCUUCCACUCAUCGACGCCUCAGCACCUUCUUUCCAUGCCCGUUUCAGGUCCAUUUAUGAGAUGGGUUAGAUAGUACAUUUGUAUUUUUAGUCACAAUCGCCAAUUGUUAUCAAUUGUUGGAGUAGCCUGCAAUUAUCGGAAAGACUAUCGUUUCUAAACAACAUUUCAAACUAAUUUCUUUUAAUUUAGAGGAAGGUGAUUGAUCAGUGCACAUUCCAAAAACUCAAUUACGAACAAGCGUUUCAGCGACCACAAAUGAAAGGAAAGAAUUUAUAAAAUCUGCGUUUUCCAAGAGGCUGUCUACCGCUUCUGCCAAUGUAGCACUGGCUUAAGCGAAAAAAAAAGCUGGAGGCCGUCAUUUUCAUCUCUUGCUCCCCGGGGUAUUUAUUCGUCUCAGACAAUCGAGAACCCGGAACAGACAAACUCAUAAAAUGUUACCUCCGGCUUGAGUUCUGUUUUCGCAUGCUUGACCUCAAAAAGAAAAAAACACUUUAAAAAGAUUUUCAAUAAAAACUGGUGUCUCGACAUAGGCCGCAAGUCUAAUACCGUGACUCAUUCCUCUCUGUAAGAUCUCCAGCAACCUUAUCAUUCCUUCAAAAUGACCGUUGAAAACUCAAGACUGACUCGUCUUUUAACGCCAUUUGUAAUUUGUUAUCGUUUUGGCUCAUGCUGAGAAUGCGAAGAUUAAUUCUAUAGUGGUCGGAAAACGCAAUCAUGAAAUUUUUUUAUCAUUUUAAUGACUUGUCAUAUAACUGUGCAGAGUCCUGACUUAUAGCUUCUAAUUACUUUCCAGGAAAAUAUUCAGAAACCAAAUGGCUCAAUCUUGAAAACGGUACGUUGAAUUUUUGUAGUUCGGAACCCUAAUUAACCGGUCGUCGAUAAAACAGAACCAUGUUUUCAUUACCUACUUAAAUACGUAACUUCUUGUGGGUCACCACUAAAAAUGUAAAGUUAAUCAAGCGAAACUGCAAACGUACAUUAACCAAAGAAAGGAGGGGGGAGGGAAGGCGAAACUGCAUACAACCUGCAUGAAAGGCUUUCCGCUAUUUGAAAAUUUCCUGCAGAUGCUCCGAAGUAAUAAUCUAUCUGCGAAUGUUUUGGGUCGAACAUUGGUAUAGGGUACUAAAGCAGCUUUUAGCAAAUACCAUAACAGUUUUCAUUUCCACCCCCCCCCCCCCCCCUCUCGUCUCUCGAGCUCCAUGGUUAUUGCGUUCUUUUCGUUAAAGACAAUAUCGUCCAUAAAUACCCGGCGACAUGUCUUCACCUCAAAUGUCUGUUUGGAAUUACUGGCCUGGAUGUUCGCGCGUGUGUAUGUUAUUGCCACGCGCGUCGCGUGGGGCGCACGCCGGAUAAAGUCAUUAUUGAAAGGAAAUUAAGAUAAGCGUAUUACUAAUAAGCAGAUAACUGGAGUAAUUGGCUUAACUUGUUUGGCCUGGUUGUUUUUUAAGCGCUUGAGCGGAUGUGAUUCAACUUUGUGUGGGGCAUCGAUGGCAUACCAAAGGGAACCGAGAACCUUCAGUUUCCAACCUGUUGUGAAAAAUUUCGAUCGUAAUUAUUACAAGAGUGAAGAUAGUCAUCUGUUUUGACCCUCUACAAGACUCUUAGGAUUUAUGAUGUACAGAUAGUCAUAGCAGUUUUUUUUAACUGAUACACAAAUAACACUGAUAAGCUUUAUGUGUCUAAAUACUGGUCUAAAGUUUCCGUGCAGCUUUCAGUAAUUCUAUAUCUAAGUUCUCACUUCAAUACUAAGGGAUUUAUUAGCGUUAAGCUGUCUCGAAAAUGAUAAAUUUGCAGACAUGGUAUCUUGUAGCGGCUCAAAUAUCAGUUGAAUUCGAUCUCUUUUUCAUUCUUGUGCUCUCUUUUCCUCGGAAAGUAAAGGAAAGAAUGUGAAGAGUGAUUCUGAAUGCCAUUAUCGACGGAUGCUUUAUUGUCACAAGAAGUGGAGAAAGAUUAUUGUCAAUCGCCGUAGCAUGCUGAGAAUCGUAAUUUAACCACCAUGUUGAUGGACGGACAUUUCUCAGUUUAACAACCUUUCGUCCUGUGUAGGAUUUGAAAAAAACUAAAUUACGUAUAACCCAAUAACAUGUUAGGUUUUUUUUAGCUUGGGAACGGUGUUUUGAAAUUCUUCCUUAAAAAUCAGCAAUUUCCGAAAAACUCAAACUGAGAACCCUUCACUACGGAAAUGACUACAAACAGAUGUUUCUUGUUAUGUAUUGUGCAGACAUCUCACGGUACGCUGAAAGUGUUGUUAACUCGAAGUUCUAUUUCUCAUAGACGGAGUGCCCGUUGGUCGUCUUCAAGUAAUGAUGUCAUACUCAGACACUCCAGAUGCACCUGUAGCCCCGACUACGCUCAAGAAACGCUCCAUAUUGAAAAGAUUUUCUUCAAAUUCAAAUCUUUAGCUCCGUCUGCAAAAUAUAUGUGGGGUAAAGACUGUUAUAAUAUUAUGCGCUGUGCACGUGGAAUGAAAGCAAUGGUCAAAGGAACUCAAGUUUGAGACAAAUAAAAAGAGCACAGUUUGAUUGAGAGUUGUAAAAUUUGUUGUCAAUUUUUACAAUGAAAAAUAUUCCGAGUGGCCACUAAGAACUAAAAUUAAAACCAUGGAAAGAGGGGGAAAGUCUGGUUGCAUUAAUUUGUUUGAAGGACGGUUUGGUUUGAAGGAGUUUUAUUGACCAAUCACAGAGUGAAGUGAAUUUAUGCCAAUGCAAUCCCGGAUUACCAUGAACACUCAUUUGAUGAUAGAACAAAUUUUCAACUGAGUGUAGAAAGUAAUCUCGGAUUGUUUUUGUUUGCCUUAUUUCGCCCUGUGAUUUGUCAAAAAAACCUCGCACCACCCUCUCGACCAAUCAAAUGCAACCCUAAAACAAGUCACGACUCGGUCGCUCACGUUUUCCUGCGCUUUAGGCAGUUUGGCAGUCAUGAUCCUCUUUGGUUCAUUUCCUUAAUUCUGAUUGGCUGUUGUGACUACGUUGGUUUUGUUUUUACGACUCUCAAUCGAAAAGCGCUUCAUGAUACAAAUCAUACACCGAGUGCACAAGGCGGGUCAUUAGUUGUACACUGGGGAAACGCAAAUUUUUCCAAGUGUUUAAUAUUUUCUUAUUAAAGGGGAUUCAAAGUAGAAUUUGUUUUAUAUAUUGAGCUAUAUAGACACACGUAUUUUAUAGACAAAAAGCAACUCUAGUGCAAAAACGUGACAUCCAAGCCUCUUGAAAACGCGUAGAUAGCGAUUCAUAAUUUUUGCAAUAUGUUUAAUCGAAGUUUGAAAAUAUGCAAAAAGCCUGCCAUUUUGAUACCGCCGAAAGAUAUCAUUGAGAAAAUCAUAAAUCGUGAUAUGACUAUAAUUGUUUGAUAUCAGGUCUUAUAAUUACCGCAGGGACACCGAGCAAAUUCAGAAUGGUACUGUAUGGUUAUGUUCAUAUCUUUCGUUAUGAUAAGCGAUCUAGAAUGAUUCUGAUGUUUAUUCAUCUUUAUUGUGAAUAAUUAAUUUAGGAGAUUCUUUAACAUAGUUGUAUAGGGUAUAACCCAACAAUAUGGAGGUGCUUUGGAAUUCGAGUGAGGGUUUUUAUUCUUAAUAUCUUUCUUUGCCUUAAGAUCUAAUAGGCAGAACAAUAGCCAAAAAAUGAUGUUAAAUUC
Molecule: messenger RNA, 20355 nt
Organism: Pocillopora meandrina
Lineage: Eukaryota; Metazoa; Cnidaria; Anthozoa; Scleractinia; Pocilloporidae
Source: the annotation of a GenBank genome assembly